AUGUCGACCACCGCUACCGCCCAGGGCGCCUACGCCAUCCACCCUCUCAAGGCCGGCCGCGCCGCCGACCCGUACACCUACCAGGUCGGCUUCGGAAACGCCUUUGCCAGCGAGGCUGUCCCGGAGACCCUCCCUGUCGGCCAAAAUUCGCCCCAGAAGAACAAGUUCGGCCUCUAUGCUGAGCAGGUCACGGCGACUUCCUUCGUAGCUCCCCGUCACUCGAACCAGAAGCUCUGGCUCUACCGCAUGCGCCCUUCGGUCGCCCACCAGGGCUUUGUUCGCAUCCCCGACAACAAGGACCUCUGCUCCGAGUUCUCGACCUCCAACCCGCGCUGCUCCGUCUCGCCUACCCAGAUCGCAUGGCGUCCUUUCCCUCUCCCCAAGGACAGCGAGAAGGUCAACUUUGUCCAGGGCAUGAAGACCGUCGCCGGCCAGGGCUCGCCGGAAUCCGCUUCCGGACUCGCUAUCCACAUGUACCUCGCCAACGCGUCGAUGGACAAGGAGGCGUUUAUCAACAACGACGGUGAUAUGCUCAUUGUCCCCCAGCAGGGUCGCCUCGACAUCCAGACCGAGCUCGGCCACCUCAUGGUCUCUCCCGGCGAGAUCUGCGUCAUUCAGCGCGGUCUCCGCUUCAAGGUCAAGCUCCCGGACGGCCCUUCGCGCGGCUACAUCCAGGAGAUAUUCGGCACCCACUACAAGCUCCCCGAGCUCGGCCCGCUCGGCGCCAACGGUCUCGCCAACCCCCGCGACUUCGAGCACCCCGUUGCCUCGUUCGAGAUCGACCAGUCCGGCUGGCUCAUCACCUACAAGUUGAUGGGCACCCUCUGGGCUUGCUCGCAGGAGCAUUCGCCGUUCGACGUUGUCGCGUGGCACGGCAACUACGUCCCGUACAAGUACGACCUCUCGCGCUUCUGCGGCGUCGGCUCCAUCACCUUCGACCACAUCGACCCCUCCAUCUUCUGCGUCCUCACCGCCGACUCGGACACGCCCGGAACCCCUCUCGCCGACUUCCUCCUCUUCCACCCCCGCUGGGACGUGGCCUCGCACACUUUCCGCCCGCCUUACAUGCACCGCAACUCGGCUAGUGAGGUCAUGGCGCUCAUCAAGGGCGGCUACGGAGGACGCUCGGACGACUUCCAGCCCGGCGGCAUGUCGUACGAGUGCGGCUUCACCCCCCACGGUGUUGACUACGAGACCUGGAAGGCCGCUACGGAAAUGUCGCAGGAAGGCGCGCAGUGGAUCAGCGACGGAACCUACGCCGUCAUGUUCGAGACGAGCCGCAUGCUCCUCUUGACCGACUACGCGACCGAGCGCGCCGGCACGAUCCACUACCACGAGCCGAAGAUGUGGGACCCUCUCGAGGCCGAGUUUAUCGAGCGCCUGUCGGAGGUCAACGAGCACUUGGCCAAGCACGGCUUGCCCGCGCUCUCGGCAGGAAAUGCGACUCGCGGAAACCAGGGCCUGCCCCGUCGAACGGUCGCUGGCGAGUCGGCGAUGGAGGGUUCGGAAGAGCACGCGAACGGCCACUAG
Messenger RNA from Rhodotorula toruloides NP11, 1530 nucleotides. RefSeq names its product homogentisate 1,2-dioxygenase. The record is from RefSeq and is a predicted model, not a curated record. Gene Ontology annotation, biological process: L-phenylalanine catabolic process. The transcript is spliced from 14 exons. Gene Ontology annotation, molecular function: homogentisate 1,2-dioxygenase activity. The coding region runs from base 1 to 1530 and encodes 509 amino acids. NCBI's taxonomy places the organism in Eukaryota, Fungi, Basidiomycota, Microbotryomycetes, Sporidiobolales, Sporidiobolaceae. Gene Ontology annotation, cellular component: cytoplasm.